This is a messenger RNA of Echinostoma caproni, 696 nucleotides long. NCBI's taxonomy places the organism in Eukaryota, Metazoa, Platyhelminthes, Trematoda, Plagiorchiida, Echinostomatidae. The record is from the annotation of a GenBank genome assembly.
AUGCGGACUUGGCUGCGAAACUUCCUCAUCGACCGGAAACUCUGUUGGGGUCCCCAAGGCUCGGUGCUUGGUCCGUUGCUCUUCUUGGUAUAUGUGAACGACCUGCCCGGUAAACUCUGCAGUCCAUCCCUAAUGUAUGCGGAUGACAUCAAAGUCUGGCGUACAAUCAAGGAUCCAAAUGAUCGAAGUUAUCUUCAAGCGGAUUUGAACAACCAAGCUCAGUGGGCGGAUACCUGGGCUCUUCCAGUCAACACAGCAAAACUACACGGUACCAGCUAUGAAGGUCGUCUACAGGCUACUAGUCUGUUCCCAAUUACUUAUCGACGCCUCGAGGGAGAUCUCAUCUGCCUGAGGAAGAUCAUGAGAGGUGAUAUGGGUCCGGAGCUGCAACAGUACUUCCCUUUACCGACAAAGCACCUCAUGCGGGGGUACUCUCUCACGUUGCGGAAACUUCAGUCAAUUGGUCUUCCGUUAGUCUACCGACACUUGCGUAUGUCAACGAGACUCUGGAAUUCCCUUCCAGCGAUUGUGGUGGAAGAGAAGACAGACGCUGCUUUCAAACGGCGUCUGGACGAGCACCUGAAGGGUCUAUGGAGGAAGGAACACUUGCGAUCGGACCCUCGACUCAGUGGUGAUGGAGCUUACACGGGUACCCUGCCCUCUGCCCUCAAUAACGAAGACUAUAGACCGAUGUGA